This is a messenger RNA of Tyto alba (common barn owl), 2061 nucleotides long. It is a transcript of the gene FIBIN, whose product is annotated as fin bud initiation factor homolog. The record is from RefSeq and is a predicted model, not a curated record. NCBI's taxonomy places the organism in Eukaryota, Metazoa, Chordata, Aves, Strigiformes, Tytonidae. The transcript has a single exon. Bases 157 to 777 code for a protein of 206 amino acids.
GCCGCCGCCCUCCCGCCCGGCCCUGCCCGAGCCGUCCCGGCUCCGCCGCCCAGGCGGCCGUGCCCCGCGGGGGCCGGGGGAGCCCCAUGGGGCGGGGGCAGCGGCAGCGCGGCGCCGGCCGGCCCUAGGCUGCCCGCCGCCGGCGCUGGCCGCAGCAUGCCGGCAGUGCUGCGCCUGCUGUGGUUCGGCUGCCUCUGCAGCCUCUGCCGCGGGUAUUUCGAGGGCCCGCUGUACCCCGAGAUGUCCAACGGGACCCUGCAUCACUACUUCGUCCCCGACGGGGACUACGAGGAGAACGACGACCCCGAGCGGUGCCAGCUGCUGUUCCGGGUGAGCGAGCAGCGGCGGUGCGGCGCGGCGGCGGGCGGCGGGCUGAGCCUGCGGGAGGAGCUGACGGUGCUGGGUCGGCAGGUGGAGGACGCGGGCCGGGUGCUGGAGGGCAUCGGCAAGAGCAUCUCCUACGACCUGGACGGGGAGGAGAGCUACAGCACCUACCUGCGCCGCGAGUCCGCCCAGAUCAGCGACGCCUACUCCAGCUCGGACCGGUCGCUGAGCGAGCUGGAGGGCAAGUUCCGUCAGGGGCAGGAGCAGGGCGGCCGGGAGGAGGCCCGCCUGGGCGACAGCUUCCUGGGGCUGCUGCUGCACGCCCGCGCCCUGCUGCGGGAGACCCGCCACAUCUCCAGCGGGCUGCGGGACAAGCACGACCUCCUGGCCCUCACCGUGCGCAGCCACGGCGCCCGCCUCAGCCGCCUCAAGAACGAUUAUCUCCGCGCUUGAGCCGGGACCCCCCGCCCCGGCCGGCCCCGGGCCCCCCGCCCCGCCGGCGGCACCCCCGGCCCCGCCGCCAGCCCCUCCGGAGGACGCGGCACCGGGCUCUGCCUGGAGGAAGCCCCUCCUCGCACAAACACAUCCUUCGCCCUGGAAAAAACUUAUUUAUUACGUUGGACUUGCUAAACGAAUAGCGUGCUUUCAGUAAACCAGGAAGCUAGAGGUAUGUUUAAGUUAAUAUCCCGUAUUUAAAAAAAAAAAAUAAAUAAAAAAAUUGUAGCCCGGGUUAUGCUGUUCGACACUGGUCACAGAGGAAAGUAAGCCUUCUCGUCUUGGAUUCCCCAUCACCGGUUUAUGUAUCGCCUGUUCUGCGUGCGGCUCACCUGCCGCAAACCUGGGUGAAGCGUGGUGCUCGCCAGCCACCUCCGGACCCGCCUGUUGCUGAUGCUUAAAUUGCUUUUGUUGUUACAGCCCGUCAGGGUGAAACCUCUGGCCCUCUAUUAAUUUCCUUAACCUUUUGUAACGGUAUGUAUUCAGUGCACGUUAAGUAUUGUUUUACUAUGUAACUUAAAGCUGUGAUUUCAGUUUGUGUUCUGAAAGACGGGAACUAUUCUGGCAGGAUUUGUUACUCUUCCAGGCUUGCUUAUCUGUGACUCUAAGCUAUCAUAACCCCAAGAGCCAGCCAAAAAGGCUUAUGUCAGAUCCUGAGAAUGCUGAUGCAGAUUUUUAUAGUGAGAAGAAGGAGCUCUAGUGGUGAUUGUAGUUUCAGAUCCCAAAUUUGAGAGCCAGGUUUCAUAGAGCAUGUUUCUAAAGCAGACGAAAAGGUUUUGUCUGUGCCAGCACAGUGACAUUUCUUGUUGGUGCCUUUGUACUUUUGCUAGCUAAGCUAUUAAUAAAACUAUUUGUGCUCCUAGACAAUAGCAGAAGUGCCUAGUGGGAAGGAGGGGGAGGAUUGUUUGGGUUUUUAGACUCAUUGCUGUUUAAUUGUCAGUUUGGGGUAAUGUGGCUACUUGGUUACAGAUACUGCAGGCAGAAUCACUGUUGGGAUAAAAAACGUCCGUAUGUUUUGUAUGUUUUAAUAAAUGUUUGAAAACAGUGUUAAAGCACAUUUUUCUUUUACUGUUCUGCUUGAGAUGCUCUUGAUUUAAAACAUGCUGUUGUAAUACCUCUUUUCAGAAAAAAAAAAAAUGCAAGUAUGUAGAUCCUGCCAAAUGAAAUAACUUGCUUUUUAGUUAAAUAAAAAUGUACAGACUCGAGAGGUAAGAAAGUUUCAUUAAAAGCGAUGAUACAGAA